Dermatophagoides farinae (American house dust mite) is the source of this 6067-nucleotide messenger RNA. It is a transcript of the gene gpp, whose product is annotated as DOT1 like histone lysine methyltransferase grappa. Gene Ontology annotation, biological process: regulation of transcription regulatory region DNA binding; DNA damage checkpoint signaling; DNA repair. Gene Ontology annotation, cellular component: nucleus. NCBI's taxonomy places the organism in Eukaryota, Metazoa, Arthropoda, Arachnida, Sarcoptiformes, Pyroglyphidae. The record is from RefSeq and is a predicted model, not a curated record. Gene Ontology annotation, molecular function: histone H3K79 methyltransferase activity.
UGGGGUAUUGUAAAAAAAAAAUCCUGAAGUUUUUUUUUCUUCAUUUUCCAAUGAAAAAUGUUUUUCGAUAAACUACUACGGAACUAUUUCAUCGUAAUCCAUUAAUAAUUAUCCAGAAUUAUAAUCUCUUUUCUCGCGCCCACCAUAAAAAAAGGAGAAAGAGAAACAGAGAAUAAAACGAAAAACGACAACAAUCGAUUAAUCGAAUGUUGACAACAAUACAAAACAUUUGAAUUCGAAUACUGCCAUAACAUUACAUUUACACAAAUGAAGAAAUGAACGAAUGAAUUCUUUAUCAUUCUAUAUUUUCUUCCGUCUACUUAUGUUUUACUCAUUUUUAUUCUUUGUUUUUUUUCCAGAAAAAAAAUGAAAAAUUCAAAUUUAAUGAAAUUAAUCAACAAAAUACGUCUGUGCCUCAUUUUGAUAUUAUAGGAGUUUUUUUUUAAUUUCAAAUUUUGAAUUUUUUUUUUGUUUUGUUUUGUUUUGCUCACAUUCGAUCAUCAUCAUAUCUUACCACCAUUAUAACACCGCCACCCGAUAUAUCCUAUCCUGAUAACCCUUUUUUUUAUUUAUUACCCUGUACUGCCAUGACUACCGGUGGUACAGCUUUGGUUGAUCAUCAUCAAAAUAGUAGUCACUAUAAUAAUAAUAAUAACAAUAAUAAUAAUCGGCAGCAACAAUCAAUUGAUACAUCAUUGAUAAAUAGUGACCAUAAUGAUAUUCAAUCUACAACAACAACAACAAUUCGAUCAUCAUCAUCAUCGAUGGCCAUGGAAACACGGCCAUCGAUUGAACAACGGUCACAGCCAUCAGCAGAAUUAAUAAAUGUAACACGAAAACUUCGUCUACUUAGUCCAGUUGGUGCUGAAGCUGCUGAAUAUGAUUGGCCAUUAGUUGUAAUGAAUAAAUAUAAUGCUGCCAUUGAAAUUAUUGAAACCAUACGUCUAGUGGCCGAAGAAUUUCCACCAUUGGAAACGGCAUUGAAAAAUAUUCUAGCCGAUUAUGAUACAUCUAGUUAUGAAAAAAUGAAAUGUUUUUGUGAUCGUUAUAAUAAAGUGAUCAAGGGAUCAGUGCAAAUGUGGAAAGGAACAUCAAUACCAGAACCAGAAAAACGUCCUACAAUAGAAUUAUUAUCACAUAUAAUGCAAAUGUGUUAUAAUCAUAGUGUUGGUGAUCCACAAAAAUUGAAUAAAUUCUAUGAACCAUUCUCACCCGAAGUUUAUGGUGAAACAUCAUUCCAAUUUGUACAACAAAUGAUUGAUGAAAUUGGUCUGGAUAAAGAUGAUGUAUUUAUUGAUCUUGGUAGCGGUAUUGGUCAAGUUGUAUUGCAUGUUGCCGCUGCUGUUAAUUGUGUUCGUUGUAUUGGAAUUGAAAAAGCUGAUUUGCCAGCUACAUAUGCUGAGCAAAUGAAAAAACAAUUUCAAUUCUGGCUCAAAUGGUAUGGCCGUAAGUGUUCAGAUUUUGAAUUAUUUCGUGGUGAUUUUUUCUCCGAAGAAUUCAAAGAUAUGAUUUAUGGUGCCAAUUUCAUUUUUGUUAAUAAUUUUGCAUUUGGACCCGAAGUUGAUCAUCGUUUAAAGGGUUAUUUUCAAAAUCUAUUAGAUGGAUCGCAAAUUCUUUCAUCAAAAGCAUUUUGUUCAUUGAAUUUUCGUUUUUCACAAAGAAAUCUUUCCGAUAUUGGUGCAAUGAUGACAGUGAAAGAAAUUCUUCCACGUGAUCAAUCUGUAUCAUGGACUGGUCGUCCAGUAUCAUAUUAUUUACAUACAAUUGAUCGUAAACAAUUGGCGAUAUAUUUUGAAAAAUCUAAAAAUCAUCGAUUAAAGAGCAACAACAAUGGCCACAGCAGUAGUAGCACUAGUAACAGCAGCAGUACAAGUAGCCAUAAUAGAAAAUCCAAUAGAAAUCGUCAACAACAACAACAACAACAGCUAUCAUCCACAGCAUUAACAACAAUCACAGCAUCUAAUCAUCAAAAUAUUAUCGUUAAUAAUAAUAACAACAACGGUAUCCAUCAACAAAAUAUUGACGAUAACGAAGACGAUUCAAAUCAAUCAAAUAGUUUGAUUAAAGAUGAAAACAUGAUACCAAAUAAAUGGACAAGAAAAGCAUGGUCAGAAUAUAUAUCUAGUAAUAAUAAUAAUAAUUCUGGCCAGAAUACUAACAACAAUAGUAACAACAGUAUUUCAGUGUCAACAACAAAUGGACCAUCUACGGUGAAUUCAACGGUGACUCCGACAACGACAACAACGGAAAUUGAUGAUGAUCAAAUGUCAAGAUCACCGAAAUUAUCAACAUCAGCAACAAUAGCUUCGACGGUGAUAGCUGCACAAAAGAAACGUACCCGUGGUCGACCUAGAAAAAUAAACAUUCCUGACAAUAAAAAUGAUGACAUUGAUGAUCAUUCCGGUAAUGGAGAUAAUAAUGUUGGUAUUGAUGAAACUAGUCAUAAUCAAUGUGAAUUGAGUGGCAAUAAUAAUAAUAAUAUAGUUGAUGAUGAGGAUGAUGAUGAUAUUGAAAAUGGAAUUUCAAAUCCACCGGAAGAUGAUGAUGUUGAUGAAGACCAAUGUAAUGAUAGCAAUAAUCGUCGUGGACGUCCAAAGAAAAAUUCAUCAUCCACACAAAAGAAAAUCAGUCAUAAAACAAAAAGGAAAUCAUCAAUUUUCUCCACUGGACGUUCAAAAAAAUCAUUCAAAGGUAUAUCGAUGAAUAGUUUGGCUGUAUUGCAUGAACAAACUGUUCUUAGUACAACGGCCAUCAAUACGAAUCUAUCAAUAAAUGUGCCAAAUGGAAAUAGCCAUCAUUAUCAUCAACAUAAUUCUCGUCGACGAUAUUCACCACCACCACCCGGUUGUGUGGAACAACGUCUUUGUUCACGAUUGGAUGAAACAACUGUACAGGUGCCAAAUAUAACUGUUAUCAAUAAAGAAUUGAUUGCAGCAGCUGCAGCUAAUGCUAGUUGUGAUCUAUCAUCACCAACGACAGCUCUUCGACAACAGAUGACACCACCACCCGACAUUGAUGAUACUUCCACCGCCGCUGGUCGUUUGGAUAGUAAAACAGAAAUAUCUGAACAGAUUAAAGAGUUUAAUGGCAUUCGUCUAUGUAGGCCAUUAACUUUAAAUGAAUUACUCUAUCUAUAUGCCAAACAAAUUCAAAAUUUUAAUCUUUAUAUGCGUAAACCAGAAUAUCUGGAUAGUCUUCGACAAUCCAUACAUACGUAUGAGAAUGAAAACGAUAAUUCCAAUUAUCAGAUCAAUCAAAUGAACAAAAAAAUUUAUGAAGAUAAAUUCAAUUUAAAACGUUACCUUAAAGAUCUCAAUAUUGAAUCCAGUCAAGAUCUUGUGACACGAAUUCAUGAGGUUACUGAUUGUGUAUCACAAUUGAAAGUACAGAUUGCUGAACUUAAACGUUUGAUAGUAACACGUGAAGAUGAACUAAAUGAUCUAUGUGCACAAGCUGAACAAAUUCAACUGGAACGUCGUCAACAGGAACAUCGACGACGACAUGAACAGCGGCGAUGUUUGGAUGAAAUAUAUGAACGUGAACGACAAUUACAACAAAUUGAUGAUCAAAAACUUCAAUUGGAAAGGCAGCAACAACAAAUUCUGCAACAACAACAGCUUCAACAGCAACAACAACAACAGAAUCCAGAACCAUCAAUCGUAACAACAGAAUCGGCUGAUCAGGUGGAAUCGCCAAAAAUAAGCUACAAAGAAAUGAAAUAUAAAAAAUAUUUAAAACGUACAAACCGUACAACAACACCCCCACCACAGCCUGCACCUACAGCUGUAAUAAUGGCUACGGUGGCAUCAGAAUCGGUACCGAUGACACCACCAACUCCAAUACCGACACCACCAUCGAAUAGUAAUGAUGGUGGUGGUGUUAACGUUGAAUCAUCAAAAUCAUCUGAUGCAAUGAAAAUCGAUGUUAAUCGUAUCAAUUCGGUCAUUAUGAAAGGUUUUAAUGAAGAAAAAGCUGCUGCAAAUGCUGAACAAUCAAAAUCAUCGAAUCAAGUGAAGCGACAAUCAUCGUCAUCGACCAAUAGUUCAAGUACAAAUAAUGAUUCAAAACAAUCGAAUAAACGAACUAGGAAUAGCAAAAAAGAAACAAAAAUCGAAACAUUAAAAACGAAAAAAGGUGAUCAUCGUGAUGUAAUUAUGACGGCUGGAUGUUUAACUACGGUUGUUAAUCGUAAAAACAGUAACAAUAGUAAGGCAAAUCAUCUAGAUUCAAGUUCAUAUAAUUCAGAAACCAAUUCUACUUCUAAUAUAUCUACAGUAAAUGCUAAAACAGUAGAAACGAUUGCCAAAUCUAAAUCUUCAAAUUCAGAUGCCGAAUCUCAGAAACCAUUUCCAUUUAAAUUGAAAAUUAAUUGUAAAGAAAGUAAGGUUAAAAUUUUGAAUGAAUCAGAAACGAUGAAUGAUUCAUUAACAACAUCGACAACAACGACCAAUAAACGAAAGUCAUCAACAACAGCAACAACCGAAUCAACACAUUCAACAAGCAAAAAUAAAAAGACAAGAUCAUCAGAAUCAUCAUCCAUUCAUCAAUCAACGGAUAACAUUGCUAGCCCGGUCGAAAUGAAACGGCCAUCAGUUGUCAUUAAACUUGGUUCAAAUGGACAAUAUUAUAGUCAAACAACCUUAAUCGAUAAUAAAGAUAAUGAUGGUCAUACGGAUGAUGGUGAUAAAAAACGAUCAAAAACGGAUGAAAAUCAAGAUGAAAAUUCCGAAUUGACAAAAAAAUCUAUCGAAUCUCUUAAGUCGAACAGUACUACUAGUAAAGGAAGUCGUAAAGGUCGUAGUUCAACGGCUAAACAUUCUAAACAGCAACAGUCAGUAUUAAAUAGCCAGGAUGUUCAACAACAACAACAACAACAGCAACAAACAACUAUUAAUUCCGUUACUACUUCUGUUGAUAAUUCAUUGCAUCAACCGAAUGAUCAACAACAGAAUCUGUCGAUGGCCAAUCAACAUUAUACGAAGCCAUCCGUUCCGAUACCACCACCAUCCACUACAAAUGCUGAUUUAGCCGUGAAUUAUGCUCUUAAUUUUUUCAACAAUAUAACCGAUGAAAUUGGAACUAAAAAUUCCUAUUUUAAUGCAGCUGCAGCUGGAUAUUUACAAGCGGCUGCAGCUAGUGGUCAACAUUUUAAUCCCGGUUUUUACAAUUCACUUAAUCAACAUUCUCAUCAUCAAGGACAUAAUUCAUUUGUAAAAAAUAAAUCCAAUUACAAUAAUGGUACGGUUGGUGGGAAUGUUCGAAAUUCAACAACAACAACAACAACAACAGCAGCAGAAACAUCAUCUUCGAAUCAUCAACAUAAAGAUUUUUAUGAUCAUGCAAUGCAACAAUUUGCCGCAGCUGGUGUAACGAAUAAAGAAACGACCGAACAAUUUUUACAUCAAUAUGGUUUGAUGGGACAUCAUUCUCAUCAUCAUCAUCCUCAAUCAUCGUCGACGACGGCAAAUGGCCAUUUUGAUUAUUCAUCAUCAUUGGCUGCAUGUCGUUAUCAGAAUAAUCAGUCAUCAUCACAACAGCCAUCUUCGAAUGGAAAUGGAUUAUCAUCAAUGGGCCAUAAUAAUAAUAAUAAUAAUGAUCCAUAUGCCAAUAGUUUACAUAUGACUGGAUCAUCAUUGGAUUCAUUAAUGUCAGCAACGGCAGAUACUAAUCCGAUUCAUAAUCAUCAUCAUCCAGCCGCUAAAACGACUAAAGAUCAUAAUAAUAAAUCAACCACAUUCUAUAAUCAGAAAAUGAUAUUCUAGAAUCUAGAUAGACAAUGAUUUUAUCUCAAUUAAUUAAUCACAAUUCAUAAUCAUCAAUUUAUACAAAGUUUAUUCCGCUUUGGAUUGUUUGAAUUUUUAUAGCUCCAUGUUAGAAAAUGUGUAUGUGUUCCUCUCAUCUCGUUUGUUCCAUAUGUUUUAUAUCUGCUAUAUGUAUUCUUUCCGAUUCUAUCGUUCAUUCAUUAUGUAUUCUACAUUUUUACAUCACAGUUCAAAAUUCAACAUCAUUAUCCAUGAUUUGAUCUAGUGUUUUUCAUUUCAUUCUUCUCAAUUUCUUUUUUUUCAUU